AUGUCCACCCCUCUCACCGCCCUCCUAGGCCUCACCCCCUCCUCCCCAACCCUCGGACCCUCCUACCUCAUCUUCCACUUCAUCUACGCCUACAUCCUCCUCUCCUCCCGCCCCUGGAAACUCGCCCACAAAAUCGACCACAAUGUCUCCCCCCGCGACGACCUCACAAAGUACGGCCCGAGCGCCGUAGCCAAAGGAAAACUCACCCAGCGCCAACUCGACCGAAUCCGGCGCGUCGAGAACUGCCACGCGAACUCGGUUGAGAAUUUCCCUUUGCUUGUGGCGGCGGUUGUGUUGGCGCAUGUGGGUGGUUUGGAGAAUUCUGUUGUGAAUGGGUUGGGGUUGUGGUAUACGGUUGUGAGGGUGGGGUAUGCUGGGGCAUAUAUUUUCAAUGAGAGGAGUCGGGGCGUGGCGUUGUUGAGGGGCGUGUUUUGGUGGACGGGGAAUAUUGUUUGUUUGAGGGUGAUUGGGAUGGCGGGGAAGGUGAUGAACGCUAAGAUCUGA
Zasmidium cellare ATCC 36951 is the source of this 504-nucleotide messenger RNA. RefSeq lists its product as uncharacterized. The record is from RefSeq and is a predicted model, not a curated record. Gene Ontology annotation, cellular component: membrane. The coding region runs from base 1 to 504 and encodes 167 amino acids. The transcript is spliced from 2 exons. Lineage: Eukaryota; Fungi; Ascomycota; Dothideomycetes; Mycosphaerellales; Mycosphaerellaceae.